CGCGCUCCUGUCACAGAGGAUGAGCGGAGACACAGAGCCGGAUAUGAAGCAAGACGAGGUGAUGAGGAGCAGCCAGGUGGUUUAGUCCGUUUAUUCAUCAGAUUCAUUAGUCCGGGUCAUUUCAGAGAUGCGCUAGCGGGUGGUACAGUCCAUCAGCGAGCUGGAGAUCACAGCCUCCAACACCUCUAUUAUCCUGGAUUAUGAUACCGAAAGCAAAGAUUCUGCAGUAACAGAGGCUUGAGGAGGACCGACGGGACGCAUGAAUUAAACAAUCAGCACCUCCUCACGGUUCAUGUGCCCAAACGGAGGUGCGAGGAGGAGAGCGCGCAGCCGAUGCCCGGAGACACCAGCAGGCUGUGUGCAGGCAGCUGUGGACGACUGACAGGAAGGUGGUACCCAAAGCGUCGGUGUUUCUGCUCCGGGAUCCGAGUCCGGAGGCGCGUCGCCGCUGAGGCAUGGGCUGCGCUCCCAGUAUUCACGUCUCUCAGAGCGGCGUCAUCUACUGCCGGGACUCCGACGAAUCCAACUCGCCCCACCAGACCACCACCAUCUCUCAGGGCACCGCGGCCACGCUGCACGGGCUCUUCAUCAAGACCGACGCGGCCGAGACCAUCCCCUCCGUCAUCACCUACCAGAGCCGACACUCGCGCAACAACUCAUGCCGGGAUCGGAAGGAGAACAGCGGGGGACACAUCCGCAUCGAGGCCGAGACGCAGACCAGCCACACCAGCGUCAAGGUUUCAGCUACAGAAGAAUGUGUGGGACCUAUGAGACUGACUCAAGAGCCCAUUCAGGUCCUGCUGGUGUUCGCCAAGGAGGACAGCCAAAGCGAUGCCUUCUGGUGGGCCUGCGACCGCGCUGGGUUCAGGUGUAACAUAGCACGCACGCCAGAGUCUGCCACCGAGUGUUUCCUGGACAAACACCAUGAGAUUGUAGUCAUUGAUGGACGCAACUCGCGCUACUUUGAGCCUGAAGCUGUGUGCCGGUUGAUUCGCGCCACAAAGCCCUCCGAAAACACAGUUAUUCUGGCCAUCGUGCCACAGAAGCCAGCUGACCAGGACGAGCCAUCUGUUCUUCCUCUCCUCUGUGCAGGAUUCAGCAGAAGGUUUGUUGAGAACAGCAGUGUGUCAGCCUGCUAUAAUGAACUCAUACAGAUUGAACAUGGAGAGGUGCGCUGCCAGUUCAAACUCAGGGCUUGUAACUCCAUCUUCACGGCUUUGGAGCACUGUCAAGAGGCUGUGGAGAUCACCAGUGAGGACCACAUAAUACAGUACGUGAACCCAGCAUUUGAACGGAUGAUGGGUUACCACAAGGGGGAGUUAAUCGGGAAGGAACUGACCGAACUCCCAAAGAGCGACAAGAACAGAGCCGACCUGCUGGACACCAUCAACACAUGUAUCAAAAAAGGAAAGGAAUGGCAGGGCAUUUACUAUGCCAGGAAGAAGUCAGGCGACAGUAUACAGCAGCAUGUGAAGAUCACUCCGGUCAUCGGCCAAGGAGGGAAGAUCCGACAUUUUGUAGCCAUCAAGAGACCUCACGUUGACAACAAUAACCAGGUCCACAAGUUCAACAAGGAGGACAGAUGCAGCGGGGAACAUUCUCAGUCAGAGUGCCAUUCUUUGCGUCAUCGCGACAGGAGGAAAGAUUCAAUUGACGCUAGAUCGCUCAGCUCUCGCAGCAGUGACGCUCCCAGUUUACAGAAUCGAAGAUAUUCCUCUGUUGCCAAGAUUCACUCCAUGACUAUCGAGGCUCCCAUCACAAAGGUAAUAAAUAUCAUCAACGCAGCCCAGGAGAGCAGUCCAGUGACAGUGGCCGAGGCUCUGGAUCGGGUGUUGGAGAUCCUGAGAACCACCGAGCUCUACUCCCCUCAGCUCGCCUCCAAAGAAGAUGACCCCCACACCAAUGACCUAGUUGGGGGGCUCAUGAGUGAUGGGCUGCGGAGACUCUCUGGGAAUGAAUAUGUCUUCUGCAAAAAUAUGAGCCAGAGCCAGCUGGCCAUCCCGGUCACUCUGAAUGACGUCCCUCCAUCCAUCGCCGAGAUGCUGAAUGAUGAGGAGUGCUGGGAGUUCAACAUCCUGGAGCUGGAGGCGGCGACACACAAGAGACCUCUCACUUACCUCGGGCUGAAGAUCUUCACGAGUUUUGGCGUGUGCGAGUUCCUGAACUGCUCAGAGGGCACGCUGCGCUCCUGGCUGCAGCUCAUGGAGGCCAGUUACCACUCCUCCAACUCCUACCACAACUCCACGCACGCCGCAGACGUGCUGCAUGCCACGGCAUACUUCCUUCGCAAAGAGAGAGUCAAGAGCAGUCUGGACCAGCUGGAUGAGGUGGCAGCGCUGAUAGCAGCCACAGUGCACGACGUGGACCACCCAGGCAGGACCAACUCCUUCUUGUGUAAUGCUGGCAGCGAGCUGGCGAUCCUCUACAAUGACACGGCUGUGUUGGAGAGCCACCACGCAGCCCUCGCCUUCCAGCUCACGGUCCGAGACAGCAAGAGCAACAUCUUCAAGAACACAGACAGGAAUCAGUUCCGAACACUGCGACAGGCAAUCAUAGACAUGGUGCUGGCCACAGAGAUGACCCGACACUUUGAGCAUGUCAGCAAGUUUGUCAACAGCAUCAACAAACCGAUGGCCGCUAUCGAGGAGACCAGCACCAGCAGCAUUAACAGCGACUGCGAGGGUCAGGCCAACAUCAGGAACUCUCCAGAGAACCGUCUGCUGAUAAAGAGGAUGCUGAUCAAGUGUGCAGAUGUGGCAAACCCCUGCAGGCCGCUGGAGCUGUGCAUCGAAUGGGCCGGCCGGAUCUCUGAGGAGUACUUUGCACAGACGGAUGAGGAGAAGAGACAAGGGCUGCCGGUGGUAAUGCCAGUGUUUGACAGGAACACCUGCAGCGUGCCCAAAUCUCAGAUCUCCUUCAUAGACUACUUCAUCACUGACAUGUUUGACGCCUGGGAUGCCUUUGCCAGCCUGCCUGGUCUAAUGGAGCACCUGUCGGAGAAUUACAAGUACUGGAAGAGCUUGGAUGAGAUGAAGUGUAAGAGCCUGCGUCCUCCCCCUCCGUCGUGACCAACUCCUUGUUGCCUCCUCUCAUCCUUCGCUCCCAGCAGGGUAGGACAGCGAAUGCAGCCCUGCAGAGAAACACUUAGUCUCUUCAGCUGUGAUUGGACGCAGCUCUGUGGCGCUCCCGGACACAUUCGUGGGCCCGAAGCUGCGUGAUCGAGGUCUCUGUGAGCAGAAAUCGCUGGCUGACGAACACUGGGGUGCUGUUUCGAUCUCAAAUCACAGCCUCUUUUCUUGUGCAGCUCCGAGUGGAGGUUGUGUUCUGCAAGUGGAGAACAGGUUGUCAUUUGAGGGGCCCCGUCGACUUUUACUGUACGGCCCUGUUAAGUAUUCCUACGAAACUGUGUGGACCUCACGGCUCACCUGACAAUCUGUACCAUACAGUGUAACAAC
Messenger RNA from Plectropomus leopardus (leopard coralgrouper), 3455 nucleotides. RefSeq names its product phosphodiesterase 8B (gene pde8b). Lineage: Eukaryota; Metazoa; Chordata; Actinopteri; Perciformes; Serranidae. Gene Ontology annotation, molecular function: 3',5'-cyclic-nucleotide phosphodiesterase activity. Gene Ontology annotation, biological process: signal transduction. The record is from RefSeq and is a predicted model, not a curated record.